Messenger RNA from Panthera uncia (snow leopard), 3748 nucleotides. RefSeq names its product SLIT and NTRK like family member 6 (gene SLITRK6). The record is from RefSeq and is a predicted model, not a curated record. NCBI's taxonomy places the organism in Eukaryota, Metazoa, Chordata, Mammalia, Carnivora, Felidae. Gene Ontology annotation, cellular component: membrane. Gene Ontology annotation, molecular function: protein binding. Bases 26 to 2548 code for a protein of 840 amino acids. Gene Ontology annotation, biological process: positive regulation of synapse assembly; regulation of presynapse assembly; axonogenesis. The transcript has a single exon.
GAAUCAGAUUUUAUCACAUAACAACAUGAAGCUGUGGAUUCAUCUCUUAUAUUCAUCUCUCCUUGCCUGCAUAUCUUCACAGUCCCAAACUCCAGUGUCCUCGACCAGAGGUUCUUGUGAUUCUCUUUGCAAUUGUGAGGAAAAAGAUGGCACAAUGCUAAUAAAUUGUGAAGAAAAAGGUAUCAAGAAGUUAUCCCAAAUAAGUGUACCACCAUCACGACCUUUCCACCUAAGUUUAUUAAAUAAUGGCUUGACAAUGCUUCACACAAAUGACUUUUCUGGGCUUACCAAUGCUAUCUCAAUACACCUUGGAUUUAACAAUAUUGCAGAUAUUGAGUCUGGUGCAUUUAAUGGCCUUGGCCUUCUUAAGCAACUUCAUAUCAAUCACAAUUCAUUAGAAAUUCUCAAAGAGGAUACCUUCCAUGGACUGGAAAACCUGGAAUUCCUCCAAGCAGAUAACAAUUUCAUUACAGUGAUUGAACCAAGUGCCUUUAGCAAGCUUAACAGACUUAAAGUGUUAAUUUUAAAUGACAAUGCCAUUGAGAGUCUUCCUCCAAAUAUAUUUCGGUUCGUUCCUUUAACCCAUCUAGAUCUUCGUGGAAAUCAGUUGCAAACAUUGCCUUAUGUUGGCUUUUUAGAACACAUUGGCCGGAUAUUGGACCUCCAAUUGGAGGACAAUAAGUGGACCUGUAAUUGUGACUUAUUAGAGCUAAAAAUUUGGUUGGAAAACAUGCCUCCACAGUCUGUAAUUGGUGAUGUCGUCUGCAACAGCCCUCCAUUUUUCAAAGGAAGUAUACUAAGCAGACUGAAAAAGGAAUCAAUUUGCCCCACCCCACCAGUGUAUGAAGAACACGAGGAUCCAUCAGGAUCGUUACAUCUGGCAGCAACUUCUUCAAUGAGUGAAAGUCACGUGUCAACCAAAACCACACCUCUUUCAAAACCAACCACCAAAGCACCAGUUUUGAUACCCUAUAUUACAAAGCCAUUCACUCAACUCCCAGGACCCUACUGUCCUAUUCCCUGUAACUGCAAAGUACUAUCCCCAUCAGGACUUCUAGUACACUGUCAGGAGCGCAAUAUUGAAAGCUUAUCAGAUCUAAAACCUCCUCCACAAAAUCCCAGAAAGCUUGUGCUAGCAGGGAAUAUUAUCCAUACAUUAAUGAAGUCUGAUCUAGUGGAAUACUUCACUUUGGAAAUGCUUCACUUGGGAAAUAAUCGUAUUGAGGUUCUUGAGGAAGGCUCAUUUAUGAAUCUGACAAGAUUGCAAAAGCUCUAUCUAAAUGGUAACCACCUGACCAAAUUAAGUAGAGGCAUGUUCCUUGGUCUCCACAAUCUUGAAUACUUAUAUCUUGAAUACAAUGCAGUUAAGGAAAUAUUGCCAGGGACCUUUAACCCAAUGCCUAAACUUAAAGUCCUCUAUUUAAAUAACAACCUCCUGCAAGUUUUACCACCACAUAUUUUUUCAGGGGUUUCCCUAACAAGGAUAAACCUGAAAACAAACCAGUUUACCCAUCUCCCUGUAAGUAAUAUCUUGGAUGACCUUGACUUAUUGACUCAGAUUGACCUUGAGGACAAUCCCUGGGAUUGCUCCUGUGACCUGGUUGGAUUGCAACAAUGGCUACAAAAACUAAGUAAGAACACAGUAACAGAUGACAUCCUCUGCACUUCUCCAGAGCACCUGGACAAAAAGGAAUUAAAAGCACUAACUAGUGAACUUCUUUGCCCUGGUUUAGUCAAUAACCCAUCCCUGCCAACUCAAACUAGUUACAUGAUUGUCAGUACCCCUGCAACCACAACUACAGCUGAUACUAUUUUGAGAUCACUUACUGAUGCUGUACCACUCUCUGUUCUAAUACUAGGACUGCUGAUUGUGUUCAUAACCAUUGUGUUCUGUGCUGCAGGGAUAGUGGUUCUUGUUCUCCACCGCAGGAGAAGAUACAAAAAGAAACAAGCUGAUGAGCAGAUGAGAGACAACAGUCCAGUCCAUCUCCAGUAUAGUAUGUAUGGCCAUAAAACAACUCACCACACUACUGAGAGACCCACUGCAUCACUCUAUGAGCAGCACAUGGUGAGUCCCAUGGUUCAUGUCUAUAGAAGUCCAUCCUUUGGCCCAAAGCAUUUGGAAGAUGAAGAAGAAAGGAAUGAAAAAGACGGAAGUGAUGCGAAACAUCUCCAAAGAAGUCUUUUAGAACGGGAAAAUCAUUCACCACUCACAGGGUCAAAUAUGAAAUACAAAACCACAGACCAAUCAACUGAAUUUUUAUCUUUUCAGGAUGCCAGUUCAUUAUAUAGGAACAUUUUAGAGAAAGAAAGAGAACUUCAGCAACUGGGAAUCACAGAAUACCUAAGGAAGAACAUUGCUCAACUCCAGCCUGACAUGGAGGUACAUUAUCCUGGAGCCCACGAAGAGUUAAAAUUAAUGGAAACUUUAAUGUACUCAAGGCCCAGGAAGGUAUUAGUGGAACAGACUAAAAAUGAGUAUUUUGAGCUUAAAGCUAACUUACAUGCUGAACCUGACUACUUAGAAGUCCUGGAGCAGCAAACAUAGAUGGAGAGAUUGGGGCUUUUGCAGAAAUGCUGUGAUUCUGUCUUAAGUCCAAUCCUUGUAAAUAAGUGCCUUACAUGAGUGUGUCAUCAAUCAGAACUAAAGCACAGCAGUAAUCCUAUGGGAAAAAAAGAAGAAAAAGAAACUCAGGGAUCAUUGGGAGAAGCCAUUGCAUUGUCUUUGGGCAAUUUUGCCUACCCCCGAUAAAAUAAAUCCUUGCAUGUAAAUCAUCCAAGGAUUAUAGUAAUAUUUCUCCAUAUACUUAAAAGUGUUUCAGAAAAGUCCUCUUGCACAUCUAAGAGGGUUGAGUCUUUAAGCAACCCUUAUUUUCUUGAAUUACCAGUGGAUGAAAUAGAAUUGGGUUUUGUCAUUUAAAAGCUAUAACUGUAUAUGUAGUUAUUAUAAUAUGUAAGGAAUAUAUUGUUUAUAUAAUCAGUAUAUACCACAAAAAUGUACAUUGUCAGAUACACCUAAUUUUCUUGAAAUAAAGGCAAAAGGAACUGGAACUUCAAAAUUACCACUAGUAAUAGUAAAGAAAAAAAUAGAAGGUUGAAUUAGUAGGCUAUGAGGAGCCCAAGACUUCAAAGUUUUCAUUUGAGGGUUAGAAAAAUACCACUGCUAUGCUUUCUGAAUUUGAAAAUAGGAGUGAUUAAUAGUUCAGGUGGAUAAAUAGGCAAACUUUUUUGGUUUUUCUGCACAUUUUGUGUGGACAAUCUUAUUGUCAAUGCUGCUGUGAACUAAGGUAUGUCAUUUGUGCUCAAAGUUCAUUUUUUUUCCUUGGGAUAUUUUUAAAAUGCUACUGAUACUCAAUUGUAAAUAUGAUUAGUGCAUAAAUUAAGUUUAGUUUCUUUCAUAGCAUUAAUCCUUUGUAAAUUUGAAUGACCAUAAUAGAAAUAUGUUUCUUGUGGCAAGUAAUAAUUCACAGGUGUAAAACAAAUAGGAAAAAUUGUGUUUUUAAAAAUCUUUAUUGAUGUAAACUGAUAGUUGCCAUAAAUUAGUAGCAAAAGGCACGUCUAAGGGUAAGUGUUUUAAGUUGCCUCAGGAGUGGGACAAUGUAGCUUUAUUUUACAAGAAAGUAUAGCUAGAUUUCUAUGAACUAUUUAUUCUGUACAGUUUUGUAUAUUUUUGGUUCACAAAGGUAAUUAUUCUUGGGUGCCUUUCAAGAAGAUUAAAAAUACCACUCACGACAAUAAAAAUAAAAUG